UUCGAGCUCUCUCUUUUUUGUUAUUUUAAGGCAUUUGUGUAGAAAGAUGAUAUACACAGGAGACGACGGAAUUUCUUGCAGAGUGGUUUUAUUAGACGACGAAGAAGCAGCAGAACAAGAGAAGACGGCGACCUCUUCCGAUGGAAAAUUCUUAAUCAAGGCAGUACCGGCAUCAAUGCUUAAAGAAGACGAUCAAAAGCAGCCGCCUGAUUCAACAUUAACAAUACGUCACGACUUAAUAUUUGAACGUGAAACGUUCGGGUGUAUUAUACGGGGAAUUCUUGUUGAUUUGGAUCUUCCAGCUCAAGAACUGUUGAUAGGUCAUAUAUUUUGCCAAGUUGCUAAAAAAAUUGAGACUCAAAGUUUUGGUUUGAAUAAGAAGGUUUUGUACUUUCUGGUGCAUGUUGAACAGGAGAGCGAGAGUGAGAGCGAGAGCGAGAGUGAUGAUGAUUACUACGAGGAGCUGGAGCCGGCGAAAGAGUCGGUAAUUGAUGCACUGGGGAAGUUGAAAAUAGAAUCAGGUAAUGGUAAUGGUAGAUGUACAAUUUGCUUGGAAGAGCUUGUGAUUGGUGUCGAAGCAACUCAAAUGGCUUGUUCACAUCUUUAUCAUAAUGACUGUAUUCGUUCAUGGCUCCAGAUUAAUGGAGUUUGUCCCUUGUGUAGGGAUCACAUAGCUUAGUCUCUAUCAAAUUCUCUAAUUUGUUCUCCGGAUUAUUGUCUUACAUUAUUCUCUGCAAACUGC
Molecule: messenger RNA, 742 nt
Organism: Mercurialis annua (annual mercury)
Lineage: Eukaryota; Viridiplantae; Streptophyta; Magnoliopsida; Malpighiales; Euphorbiaceae
Exons: 1
Coding region: 47-679 (210 amino acids)
Biological process (GO): protein ubiquitination
Cellular component (GO): cytoplasm
Molecular function (GO): ubiquitin protein ligase activity
Source: RefSeq, a predicted model, not a curated record